AUGGCCGUCCGCGGCGGCAACGCCCUGACGCCCUUCUCCAUCCAGGCCAUCCUCAACAAGAAGGAGGAGCGCGCCCGCCACGCGGCGGGGCGGCUGCCGCCCCCGGGGCCGGCCGGCGGCUGGCGGCUGUGCGGCGUCGCCGAGGGCCCGCCGCUCCCCGCGCACGGCGCCGCCCGCGCCCUGGCCCCACGGACGCCAGCGGGCUGGGACUCGGACUCCGCCCUCAGCGAGGACCCCGAAGGCGAACGGCGCUCUGAGGAGGAGAGCGCCGGUGUCGGCGCCCGCCCCGCCGAAGCCGCGGGCGAGGGGCGGCCGGCGGACGAAACGCAGCCCACGGAGCCGGCGGAGCGGGACGCCGCCGGCCUCAGUGACAGCGAGAUGUCGGCCACAGUCUCAGAUCGCAGCCCCCCGGAGGAGGAGGACGGAGCGGGCAAGUGCGGCAAUCUGCUACCAGGGGAGGAGGAGGCGGCGGCACCAAAGCCGCGGAAGAAGCGCUCCCGCGCAGCCUUUUCCCAUGCGCAGGUCUUCGAGCUGGAGCGGCGCUUCAACCACCAGCGGUACCUGUCGGGGCCCGAGCGGGCCGACCUGGCCGCCUCGCUGAAGCUCACCGAGACGCAGGUGAAGAUCUGGUUCCAGAACCGGCGCUACAAGACCAAGCGGCGGCAGAUGGCCGCAGACCUCCUGGCCGCUGCCCCUGCCGCCAAGAAGGUGGCCGUCAAGGUGCUGGUGCGCGAUGACCAGAGACAGUACCACCCCGGAGAGGUGCUGCGGCCGCCCUCGUUGCUCUCCCUCCAGCCCUCCUACUACUACCCCUACUACUGUCUGCCCGGGUGGGCUCUGUCUACCUGUACCGCAGCUGCCAGCACCCAGUGAGGGGCACACAUACACACACACACACAACUCCCCCCACCACACACACUGGCAGCCAGGAAAUCUAUCUCCCCUCUGCCACCCCCCCAUCCAUCCAUCCAGCCGGCUUCUCAAACCCAGAGCCCCAGCUGCAGCUCUCAGUGCCUCGGACAGUAUUUAUUAUUAUUUUAUUGUUAUUUUUAUUAUUAAUAUUAUUUGGAUGGUUCCUCACCCUCUCC
Messenger RNA from Colius striatus (speckled mousebird), 1088 nucleotides. RefSeq names its product NK3 homeobox 2 (gene NKX3-2). The coding region runs from base 1 to 873 and encodes 290 amino acids. Gene Ontology annotation, molecular function: RNA polymerase II cis-regulatory region sequence-specific DNA binding; DNA-binding transcription factor activity, RNA polymerase II-specific. The record is from RefSeq and is a predicted model, not a curated record. Gene Ontology annotation, biological process: regulation of transcription by RNA polymerase II; cell differentiation. Lineage: Eukaryota; Metazoa; Chordata; Aves; Coliiformes; Coliidae. Gene Ontology annotation, cellular component: nucleus. The transcript is spliced from 2 exons.